AUGGCUCAAACUUCUAACAAUGUAAAGGGAGUUGAUUUGCAUGAAGGAGAUUGCGACAAGGAAGGCUCCAUCAAGACCUGGAAAUAUACUGUUGAAGGAAGAGAGGAGACCUAUAAGGAAAAGAUUGAAGUAGAUGACCAGAAGAAAUCCGUAACUCUUGUUGGAUUGGAUGGAGAUGUGUUCAAGAAUUACAGGAACUGGAAGGCAACAUUUCAAGCCACUCCAAAGGAUGAGAAAAGCUGCGUGGUUAAACAUAUUCUGCAAUACGAGAAAUUGAAUGAGAAUGUUCCAGAGCCACAUGCGUACCUAGAUUUCAUGGUUAAAGUUACUCAAGACAUAGCAGCAUAUCUUGUCAAGCAGGCUUAGAAGAGCUCAAAUGACUACGUUUGUCGAUUUUACUAUGCAUAACUACUCUUUAUAAUGUGCAAUAAUUUACAAUAAUGUUUACUUAAAACCGACUAGUAAGCUGGUUUAAAUAAUGUGUGAGAUUAUGUGAGAGAUCUUGUGA
Pistacia vera is the source of this 508-nucleotide messenger RNA. RefSeq names its product MLP-like protein 328. NCBI's taxonomy places the organism in Eukaryota, Viridiplantae, Streptophyta, Magnoliopsida, Sapindales, Anacardiaceae. The transcript has 3 exons. The coding region runs from base 1 to 366 and encodes 121 amino acids. The record is from RefSeq and is a predicted model, not a curated record. Gene Ontology annotation, biological process: defense response.